Betta splendens (Siamese fighting fish) is the source of this 1468-nucleotide messenger RNA. RefSeq names its product glycoprotein hormone beta-5-like. Gene Ontology annotation, molecular function: hormone activity. Gene Ontology annotation, cellular component: cytoplasm; extracellular region. NCBI's taxonomy places the organism in Eukaryota, Metazoa, Chordata, Actinopteri, Anabantiformes, Osphronemidae. The record is from RefSeq and is a predicted model, not a curated record. Bases 659 to 1150 code for a protein of 163 amino acids. Gene Ontology annotation, biological process: G protein-coupled receptor signaling pathway; regulation of thyroid hormone receptor signaling pathway. The transcript has 2 exons.
UAUGAUUAUGAGACCCAGGAAGAUUUGAAAUAAUAAGCUGCAGCUUAACUUCAUCAUAAUAAGACCGUGUCACAUAUUCUACAGUCUGUUCCUUCAUCCUAGUGGCCCAGAGGCGAAUAACCUUAACCUCCUACAGCUCAUUCAGUCGACUCCUCCACAGAAACAUCGCACACGGCUCCGCACUGAGCCCGGACGAAGAACGGCCGUCUCACACGGAGAUACAAGCUGAGGUUACCAAAACAUAGACAAGCGUCCGUUUUUUCCAGGGAGUCUCCAUUAGUUCCGUCCCGAGGUCUCUAAUGGCUUCUAUUGUAAUUGCUAUGAUGUCAGAGAGUCCGUCCGCCCUAAUGGCCUCCUAAAAACAACAACAAGGACAGGCCGGUUCCAUUCACCAGCUGUUGUCAGGGCAGAGACACGGGCGUCCAGCAGCUCAAACUUCAGUCUUCACAUGAGAAGGUGAGAGUUUCCCUUUGUCUGUUCAGAGCGCGGUCACUGCUUCCCAUUCAGUAGUAGCUACUUUAAACCAUCGUUGGUGUAGUUUCAGCGUGUUCGUGCAGCCAGACGUUCCGCGGAGCCGAGCUCUGACUCUCUGCGAUGACUGUGCUUUUUAGAAUCGUUGUUCUUCUUCUGUUGAAGUAAUAGUUUCAACUGUUCACAUAUGUUAAUCUCCACGUCAGAUGUAAAAUGUAGCCGAGCCACACGCGAGGUUUACGAUCGCAACCGCUUGGACUUAACCGCGUUUGUCUCGUUCUGCGCCAGCAUGCGUCUCCAUCCUCUGUCCCUUUCCCUCCUCCUCCUCCUGGUUGCCGGGGCAGCCGUGGUGUGCGUUACCGUGACGACCCCGUUCCACGGUUUCCGGGGCUGCGCGGUGCGGGAGUUUUCCUUCGUGGCCCAGAAGCCCGGCUGCAGGAGCCUGCGCAUCACCACGGAGGCCUGCUGGGGGCGAUGCCACACCUGGGAGAAACCAGUUCCGGAGCCGUCCUACAUCCAAAGGCACCACCGCGUGUGCACGUACAGCCGCAGCCGCUACGCCAGCGCCCGGCUGCCGGGCUGCCGGCCCCCCGUCUCCCCUCUGUACCACUACCCAGUGGCCGUGCACUGCCACUGCGCCGUCUGCUCCACGCUGGACACCGAGUGCGAGACCUUCUGAAGGAAGGAGGCUCGCUGACUGAUUCAUGAACUGGUGACACGCGUUUUUAUCCAUAACAGACAACUGUCACUUUUAUUGAAUGUCAAAUGAGACCAGUGUGUGCAGAUACAUGAUUACACUGCAUGGUAUAAAUAAAAAGCAAUGAUACGGGGAGACUGUGUGUCUUUGUAAUUAGUUGCCACAGUGUUACUAUUAAUACUAGUAUUUAGAUAAAAAUGUACAAACUAUUUUUGCAAACUAAACCAAAAUAAGAUAUGUGUUGACUUCAUCAUUCAUUUGCAUUAAAGUUAUUUGUGAGACCAAAACCAAAUGGUUCAA